Molecule: messenger RNA, 468 nt
Organism: Microplitis mediator
Lineage: Eukaryota; Metazoa; Arthropoda; Insecta; Hymenoptera; Braconidae
Product: histone H2B
Exons: 1
Coding region: 29-403 (124 amino acids)
Cellular component (GO): nucleosome
Molecular function (GO): DNA binding; protein heterodimerization activity; structural constituent of chromatin
Source: RefSeq, a predicted model, not a curated record
UUGUACUAGUGUUGAAUCAGUGAUCAUCAUGCCUCCUAAAACAAGCGGUAAAGCCGUGAAAAAGUCGGGCAAGGCCCAGAAGAACAUUACCAAGUCCGAUAAAAAAGGACGCAAGAAGAAGCGUAAGGAAAGUUACGCCAUCUACAUCUACAAAGUGUUGAAACAAGUUCAUCCUGAUACUGGUGUCUCUAGUAAAGCCAUGAGUAUCAUGAACAGUUUCGUCAAUGAUAUCUUUGAACGUAUCGCAGCUGAGGCGUCCAGACUUGCGCAUUACAACAAACGUUCCACCAUCACCUCCCGGGAAAUUCAAACUGCAGUGCGUCUUCUAUUACCUGGUGAAUUGGCCAAGCACGCCGUCAGUGAAGGAACUAAAGCCGUCACCAAGUACACCAGCUCUAAAUAAACUUCUUAUUCCCUCAAUCAACCAAACGGCCCUUUUCAGGGCCACCAAAUUUUUUAAAACGUAUA